Messenger RNA from Toxorhynchites rutilus septentrionalis, 2715 nucleotides. RefSeq names its product tigger transposable element-derived protein 1-like. The coding region runs from base 300 to 2012 and encodes 570 amino acids. Lineage: Eukaryota; Metazoa; Arthropoda; Insecta; Diptera; Culicidae. Gene Ontology annotation, molecular function: DNA binding. The record is from RefSeq and is a predicted model, not a curated record. The transcript is spliced from 2 exons. Gene Ontology annotation, cellular component: nucleus.
UAUGUGUGCUGCUAGAUGCUGUCGCUUCAGUUCGUUCGGUGUGGAACUGAACACAUAUAAAAGGACGAAAUCGCAUUAAGAAGUUAUUCGUGAUUUAACCUUGCAGUGAAAGUUAAAGUGAAAGUGCAGUUCCUGAACCGUGGUGGUUGUAGAGUCUAGCCAGUUUGUGUUCGGUCGAGUUCGGCCAGUUCCCAGCGAGUUACCCAACCUUGGGGGUAAUCGUGUGCAGUUCCGCUUUUCGACAGUUAGCUGAAGACGUCAGCAGUAUUCAAAAUUUUUGAUUAAAGGCAUACUCUAAAAUGGCUUCGCAAAAAACCGCCUUCAAAAAAAACAGAUCAAGAGUGUCUCUUUCUUUGGAAAUGAAGCUCAAUAUUUUGGAUGCCCUUCAAGAUGGGAAAUCUGUUGCAAACGUCGGCAGGAAUUUAAAAAUCAACGAAUCGACUGUGCGUACAAUUAAAAAGAAUCAAGAUAGCAUCAGACAGACAGCAGCUCAGGGCACUAUCUAUGCAACAAAAUCCUCAUCAUAUACACGAGAUCCAUUGAUGGUCAAGAUGGAAAAGGCACUUCAUAUGUGGAUCGAAGAUCACGCGCAGAAGAAAAUACCCUUGGAUCAGGAAUUAAUAAGGGAGAAAGCUUUGAGCCUUUACCUUUGGUUAGAGAAGAAUGAGCCGUCUUCAAGUAAAAAGAAAGACUUUACCGCGAGUAAGGGAUGGUUUUAUAACUUUAUACGUAGUAAUUCCAUUCGCAACGUUAAAAUCAAGGGUGAAUCCGCAUCGGCCGAUGUUUCGGCUGCAAAUAGUUUUCCUCCAAAGCUCGCUAAGAUCAUAAAAGAAGGUGCGUAUCAUGGUGACCAAGUGUUCAAUGGAGAUGAAACGGGUCUUUUUUGGAAAAGAAUGCCGUCUCGUACCUACAUUACGCAGCAGGAGCAAUAUGCCAGUGGUUUCAAAGCGGCCAAAGACAGGGUUACCCUGUUAUUUUGCAGUAAUGCUUCAGGCGACCUUAUGUUGAAACCGCUAUUGAUCAAUCGUGCUAUGACGCCCCGCUCGUUGAAGGGGGCUGAUUUCAACAAACUGCCAGUGCACUGGAAAGCUAACACUAAAGCGUGGGUCACAAAAGCCGUUUUUGAGGAAUGGUUUUACGAUAUGUUUAUUCCGGAAGUGAAAACAUACUUGGAAGGAAAAGGUUUGGAGUUCCACGUGCUUUUGAUUUUGGAUAACGCUCCAGGACACCUAGUUAUCAAGCACCCAAACGUUCAAGUUGUGUUUCUUCCACCGAAUACAACUUCUUUGUUACAGCCUCAAGAUCAAGGAAUAAUUGCUGCUUUCAAGAAGUUGUACAUUAAACAAUGUCUUCGGUACAUCCUCGAAAAGCUUGAAAGCGAUGAAACGAUGACGGUAAUUCAAGCGUGGAAAGAAUUUAAGAUAAGAGACGCUCUGACGUUCAUAGGAAAGGCUCUGUCUUCUAUGAAAUCUAAAACAUUGAAUUCGUGCUGGAAGCCACUAUGGCCAGAAUGCGUGAAAGCUGGUUCAACAGACCCUUCAAAUGUGGAAGAAUCAGAAAUUCUCAUUCUGGCACAUGCAAUUGGAGGGAAAGGAUUCAAAGAUAUGGAUAGUAGAGACGUUGAAGAGCUUCUUGAAGACACCGAAAUUGAAGAUGAUGAACUGAUGCAGAGUUUAGUCACAUCGGAGCCUUUAGAGGACGAUGAAGACCGGGAUAUCAAGCCAUGUGAUAUCGAAGACGGGAAUAAAUUAGCGGAUACCCUCGUAAAACAUUUUAUGGAAAAGGAUCCUUGUGUUGAGAGAGCCGUUUCAUUUCGGAAUGAUUUGAAACUGUGUAUGCUUCGCUACAAUAGAUUGAACGAAAAAACACAGCCAACAGUUAUCGAUGAAGAUGACGAGGAUUUCAGCUUACCAUUGGAACGCAGACGAUCUCGUCCGAUUUCUUCGGAUGAGGAAGAUAUCGCCACAUCAUCUAACCGCAAACAUCCACGUGUUGCUAAUGAUAGUGAUUAGAUCAAUAAAAGAAAUUCUUUUUUCCACUUGACUACAAUAAAAUUGAUUUAUGAAUACAUUGGUAAAAAUAUCAUGGUAAAAAACUAAAAAUAUGUUUAAUUAAAUUUGUCUAAAUUCCGAAAACAUUUGUUUGUAUUGUAAUUUUUUCAAAUUGCAAAAAUGCAAUUUGAAAAAAUUACUUUCGAACUACUGGACCGCUUCACAUGAUCGAUAUAUCAAAUUAAAGCCAAUUAGCUAGUCUUUCUUGAAAAAAUGUUAUACUAGCAAAACAGUUGGAUUUUGUUUUCGUAAUUAUUGAUUGUAUUUGUUUGCUUAUAGUUUACAUGAUCCAAGGACGCUAUAUUUUUUUAUGUUUCUUGAAAGUUCUGGUUUUUCCACACAAGAUAAUCGAAAAUCAGAAAUGUGAUUUUUAUCGUUUUCGAGUUAUGAGUUUGCCGAUGGUCCGAAAAAUCAGAUUUUUCUCUUUUUCUAUAAAUAACUUUUUUCUAGAAAGAAGAAGCUUUCAAGAAAAAAAUAUUUAAAAUAUAGUGCCCUUGGUCACGCAACCAUAUAAACUAUAAAAAACAAGUACAAUCAAUAGUUACGAAAACUUGGCAAAAUUGGUUGUACUGUUCGAAAAAUGAGAAAAAAUGUUACUCUAUGUUUCUAUAUUUUGUAUUUUAUAUGAAACAUCUAAAUUGGUAAAUUUUAUCAACAAUUAGAG